GAGGGGGAAAAGGCGGGAAAAUGUGAGGGAAAGGGAGGUGAGGAGCUGAAAAAGCUGCAGAAGGCUGCAGCGAUGGACGUGGACCCGCCCAGUGAGGAGCUCUGUGGCCGGGACUCCCCGAGACCCCCGUGUGUUCCCGUGUCCCCCCGCCCCAGGGACAAGGGGUUCCAGAGUGUUCCGGAGGGACACGUUGUCCCCACGUCCCACCCAGUUUCCCCCCCAGGUCCCCCUGGGGGGGUCCCACGGCUUGAGAUGCUGCUGAAACGGAUUCACAGCCUGCAGAGCGCCCGUCGGACCAUGGAGAAGGAGCUGGAGGAGGCACAAAACCGCAGGGAGGGGCUGCGUCAGGACCUGGAGCAGCUGAAGCAGCGCAAGGCAGCACUGGAGGGCGUCUGGCAGCAGGUGCAGGACUCUCUGCGGGCAGUGCGGCUGCACAGGCAGGAGGUGGAGGCCGAAGGUCAGAGGCACCGGGGGCUCUGCCUGGAGCGGCAGCAGGGCCUGGAGGGGGCAGAGGAACAGCGGGAACAGCUCCGGCACCUGCGCCGGGAAUGCAGGAGGGAGUUCUGGCAGCAGCUCGAUGCCAUCAUAGACGAGCACAAGCGCCUGCGCGACAUGCACGCCCCGGCCCACCUGGAGGCUGAACUGGUGCGACUGGAGAGCACAAAGGAGAAGCUGCUGAGCCUGGAGCGGUGCCUGAUGGAGAUUGAGGAGCAGGUGGGCCCAGAGGCCCCUGUGGUCACGCGAUUGGUGGAGCAGGAGCAGGAGGAGGCACAGCAGCAGCUGGAGAUGCAGCUGGGCCUGCGGGAUCAGGAGCUGCAGCGACGGGACAGGCUGGCAGAGGAGCUGAAGCAGCUGCAGCUGCCCGGGGAGGCUCUGGAGUGACAGGAGAGGAGACAGGAGGGACCCGCGGGACACUUGGGUACCUGUGUGGCAACUGUGUGUCACCUGUGGCACCUGUGAGGCGCCUGUGUGGUACCUACAGGACACCUGUGUCACCUGUGUGCCACUUGUGUGUCACCUGUGGCACCUGUGUGGCACCUGUGUUACCAGCGUGUCACCUCUGUGCCAUCUGUGUGGCACCCACAGGACACCUGUGUCACCUGCAUGUCAACUGUGAGGCACCCAUGUGACACCUGUGUCAGCUGCAUGUCACCUGUGUGUCACCUGUGUCCCCCCAUGUCCUCGUGUCCCCUCAAUCCCUCCUUGUCCCUGCCAUGUCCCUCAUAUCCCGAUGUCCUUCCACGUCCCCCCCACGUCCCCAAUGUCCCCAACAUCCCCCACCGUGUCCCUCCAUGUCCCUCCAUGUCUCCU
Messenger RNA from Chiroxiphia lanceolata (lance-tailed manakin), 1311 nucleotides. RefSeq names its product trichohyalin-like. NCBI's taxonomy places the organism in Eukaryota, Metazoa, Chordata, Aves, Passeriformes, Pipridae. Gene Ontology annotation, biological process: synaptonemal complex assembly. Bases 73 to 882 code for a protein of 269 amino acids. Gene Ontology annotation, cellular component: synaptonemal complex. The record is from RefSeq and is a predicted model, not a curated record. The transcript has 11 exons.